UCAUGGAUUCAGGUUGUGUUAUGAGUGAGUGUGUGUGUGUGUUUGCAGUAACUAGUUACCUUGCUUUUAAGGAUACCCUUUACCUUAAAGAACAGAACAAAUAACCUACUUGCUUGACUCAUCUUUUGUCUUCCUUACUGACACAAUAUUUUGACUCAACCACUGUGUCUAUAUAUAUAUAUAUAUAUAGAUACCCUUUUAUAUAUCCUUUUAUUAUCUCAAUCACUUUUUUCCCACCUUUAUUCUCCAAAUGGCUAAGCUUCUUCUUCUCCUAUUCUUUGCUCUUCUCUUUCAUGGAGGAAUUGGAAUUGUAUCAGUUUUGGGGAAGAGUAACCAAGAUGGAUCAGAGGAAUGGGGCUAUGUAGAAGUAAGACCCAAAGCUCACAUGUUCUGGUGGCUUUACAAGAGUCCUUAUAGAGUGGAAGAUCCAUCAAAACCAUGGCCAAUUAUUCUGUGGUUGCAAGGAGGACCUGGUGCUUCAGGAGUUGGAAUUGGAAACUUUGAAGAGGUUGGUCCAUUGGAUACUGAUUUGAAGCCAAGAAACUCAACAUGGCUCAAAAAAGCAGAUCUAUUGUUUGUGGAUAAUCCAGUUGGAACAGGGUACAGUUUUGUGGAGGAUAAGAGUUUGUUUGUGAAAACAGAUGAUGAAGCAGCCACAGAUUUAACAACAUUGUUAAUUGAGUUAUUUAACAAAAAUGAGAGCCUAAAAAAGAGCCCUCUUUACAUUGUGGCAGAAUCAUAUGGUGGCAAAUUUGCUGUGACGCUUGGAUUAUCCGCCACUAAAGCCAUUCAAGAAAAAAGACUCAACCUCACACUUGGAGGUGUGGCAUUAGGUGAUAGUUGGAUCUCCCCAGAAGAUUUUGUGUUCUCAUGGGGCCCUCUGCUUAAAGACCUUUCACGCCUUGAUGACAAUGGACUACAAAAAUCUAACAGUGUGGCUGAGAAGAUCAAGCAACAACUUGAGGAGGGUAAAUUUGUUGAUGCAACCAACUCAUGGAGUGAACUUGAGUCUAUUAUUAGCCAAAACAGUAACAGCGUGGAUUUUUACAAUUUCCUAGUGGAUGCUGGAAGUGAUUCAGUAGCGUUAUCGUCAGCAAUGGAGUUGGGGUUAUUUAGGGAAUUUUCUAUGAAGAAAUAUUCAAAAUAUCUGACUUCAAUGAGGCUGAGUUCUUCGUCAUCUUCAUCUCCCGGUGGUGGCAAUGAUCUUGACACUUUACUUAAUGGGGUCAUCAAGAAGAAAUUGAAGAUCAUCCCCCAAAACGUUUCGUGGGGAGGACAGUCUGAUGGUGUUUUCACCAAUCUUGAAUCCGAUUUCAUGAAGCCAAGAAUUAAUGAGGUUGACCAACUUCUGGCUAAAGGGGUCAAUGUGACCAUCUACAAUGGACAGGUUGAUCUGAUUUGUGCCACCAAGGGGACCGAAGCUUGGGUUAGGAAACUCAAGUGGGAAGGGCUUCAAAAUUUCUUGUAUAAAGAGAGAACACCACUCUACUGUGGAAGUGACAAAACAACCAAAGGAUUUGUUAAGUCAUACAAAAACCUACACUUCUAUUGGAUCCUUGGAGCUGGCCAUUUUGUGCCCACUGAUCAGCCAUGCGUGGCACUAGACAUGGUGAGUGCAAUUACACAGUCACCAGCAGCAUGAAGUUAACCAUAGAAGAAAAAAGAAAAUAAUUAAAUAAGAGUAUAAUUAUUAUUUGUACAAUAAUAAAGCGUACAAGAAAAAAGAAAGAAAAUGUUGAUGAUGAAGCAAGAAAGGAAGAGCCAAUGCAACAAUCAAACUAGAACAGAACAAAACAGAGCAGAGAAUAGCAAUGACCAGAUGAAUGGAAGAGCUAUAUAUAUAGGGAUGCUAUUUAUUGAUUUUUCAAUUACAAUGUCAUUCUUUCUCUUUUCCUUCAAAGUUUUGGACAUUCAUGUCUUUGUUUUCUGAUUAUGAAUGAUCAAUGAGAAAUAUAA
Molecule: messenger RNA, 1956 nt
Organism: Arachis stenosperma
Lineage: Eukaryota; Viridiplantae; Streptophyta; Magnoliopsida; Fabales; Fabaceae
Product: serine carboxypeptidase-like 51
Exons: 12
Coding region: 251-1642 (463 amino acids)
Biological process (GO): proteolysis
Molecular function (GO): serine-type carboxypeptidase activity
Source: RefSeq, a predicted model, not a curated record